CGUGGGUCCAUUGUGUGCUGUAGGAAAGCGACGAGGAAGUAAAUUUUGUUGUAUUUAUCGUGAGCAUUAUGGAAACAUUUAUUCCCAAACUGACGGAUAAGAUGAAAGGAAGUUAUUAAAAAGUUUGUGCCAUCGCGAAGAAUGGAGGCGGAACGACAGGACGUAUAUGAGCAAUGUGGGUCAAACACCGAGGUCACAUGUCUUGCAAAGGAAUUGGACAUUAUUAAAGACCCACCAGAAUUAAUGUUGGGAUUUACUGUAUUGUCUGAUGAAAAAGUGGUUGUUUUAAAUAACAAUAAUGAAGGAAAUGAGCCGACGUUGUGGCUGUACCAAUCCAAAACAGGAAAAGGGAACUUUGAAAGAGUUAACCAACAGAAAUUCCCAAUAAGAACUAUGGCUGCAGCUAUUGUCAGAUUAGACUCAACCAAAUGUGUUGUUGUUUGUGACAACUUGAGAUAUGAACAACAUCAGUGUAAUCAAUUUUGUCAAAUAAAAGGAUUGUCAUGCGAAUGGCAGCAAGUAACGAAUGACAGUGGACAUUACCGGUAUUCCUCGAUCACUGUUUUCUCCACUGAACACGACAGACUUCAAUGUUCUUUUCAUAUGAAGACAGGCAUGCGUAUAAUGAAGGAUUACAAAUCACAACGUUCAGCAAUAGCGCUUAAUAAUGAUAUACUAGCGGUGCUUUUUUGUCCAUUGAAGUUAGAACUUCUCAACAUGAAAACAGGAAUUUCGGAAUCCGUAAACAUGAAUUCAUUCGUAACAGAAAUGUUUUCUAUCGGAGACGAACAACCAUUUAUGACCAUGAGCAUAUCCGGAGGACAGACCCAUCUCUACAUUUCACUUGCCGCUGGAGGAGGAAUACGAAAACUGACAAAGAUUGACACAAACGGUCACAUUCUGGCAACGUUUGUAGAAGUAAAUGGCGUAGAACCGGGCCCGAUAGCUGCUGUUGGUGACGGCACUUUGGUGUUUAGCUACGAUAAGAAACUUCUGUUGAUGUCAGAUGAUCUUAAGAUACUAGCGACACUGAAAACUGGCUGUGGUGUCAACCACAUGGAGGUAAUGCAAACAAAGAAAGGAAUAUACCUGUACUGUCUUGAAAGGAACAGCAUUACACAGUAUUCACUCCAGUAGCAAAGUACUGGAAGAAUUAUGUUCUGAUGAAGAGUCGGGCUGUUAUUGUGUGAUUAAGCUUUAGGAAGCUUUAUUUCUUGGUCGUUACCGAUACGCAUGGCUUCAUAUUUAUUUGUGAUAAUGGGCUUGUUUCGUGGGUUUUCAUAUUGAUUGUGUUAUUACAUUGUUCAUAUAUUAUCACGGAUCGGAUGACAUCAAUGUUAGCAUUUACUUUCUUUAUUCAAAUCUUAUCAUCCCCCUUUUUUAAGGAAAAGAACAUAAUUAUAUAUAUAUUCAACAAAGUCGAAGUCAUGCAUUGAUUUUGUUAAGUAACAUGUGACAUGUUUUAAAUAUAUGUACAAUUUUAUUACUAUGUAAAGUUGUCUUAGCCUCAUAUGAACAAUCAAUCAAAUGAUGACGAGUGUAUACUACAACAUCUUCCGGUCAAGUUUGUCAAUCCAGAAUACUGGCAAAAUUUAUUCCUCCAUAAUUAACACCAUCAACUUUAAGUAUCACUUAAAGGCUGUAUACCUAUUAUGUAUAUACAACAUGUAAUUAAACUUUCAGGUUUUGAAACGUCAUAGAAAAGAAUUAAAUGUCGGCUUGGCCGUAAAGAUAUUGCUAUACCAAUUUGGAAAUGGCAUCCGAAUGGAUAGCCAACAGCUCGUAUUGCCCGUAAAUAUCAGAGCUGGGAGGGAAGUGUUCCAAUGGGAAGGACAUGUCUUUUUCAUAUAUCUAAAUAUUUAUUACAACUAAAAAACAACCCUCAUUUUUAGCCAGUGAUACGGCUUGUCGGCCUGUAUUAAUUAUUACGCUUGACUGUUAAGUAUCUAACGUUAAGUGGAUUUUUCAAGCGCCUAAUUAGAAACUCUGCAUGCGUUAUAAUACUUGGAUAUGUGCUUUUCCUGUACGUAAUGUAUCGUAUUGUACAUUGCAUUGUUUGCAUUUUUUCAGAUAUUUUCUAUGUGUGUGUUUAUCUAAGCCAUUGAAACCAAAAUAAUAAAUGAACGAUACUAGAUAUGCUAUUUUUGUUUAAAUAAAAUACUCUUGUUUCAUGCUAAACACGUUGAAAUAAUUUUAUUGGUGGUAUCUGAUUUUAAUUUUGCUUUAGAAAAAUGAAUGAACAGCAUGACAACAAGCUGGAAAAAUCUUUAUGUCAAAUUAUUGUACUAGUUCAUGAAUUCAUAUUGAUAAUGCUAACAUUAUACUUUAUUUGUACGCACAUCAACAUCACUGCAAUGACGUCAUGACGUCGUUAUUUUUAUGACGUGGUCUGUUAUAUUUUACUAAAUUUAUUAAUCAGAUGAAGAGUAAAUAAAUUUGAAGCAGGUGUGUAUCUUCUAUUUUGAUCAUCAGCUUCGACAUGCUAGGUAGAGUUAAUAUUUGCUCACUGUUUUCUGUCUCAGUCCAGGUAUUCAUUAAAUAAUUUCGUUGAAAAGUUAUUGAACAAAUAGUAAUCAACAUCAUUAAAACAUAACAAAAAUCACAGAUUAGAUUGGAUAUAUAUGAUUAACUAAGUACUUUUCUUAUAUGACCUAUAGAUAGACAGUUUCUCAUUGGUCGAACGUGAUCGGCGACAAAAAUAUAAAUCAUACUUCAUCUUCCAUAUACUGAGCUGGGCUUUUAAGAGGGUGUACUUAGCUUAAAGAUGCACUCUUACUCCCACUGAAAAUUUACCACAAGUUCAAGAAAACAAUGGUUCUUACGAAGGAUACCGUGUUAAAUUGGAAAGUAAUGUGCACACAAUACAGUAUGUCUACCUUAUUCGACUAUAGUAGAUCGCAGUAAAUCUUAUAGCAUUCACCAAUUAUUAAAUAUAUUUGCGAUUUCUGCUAUUAAAUACACGGUUAUAAUCUUGUUAUCAGUAAUUAAUGUUUUCUAUAAAUGCAUUAUUUAGUUAAGUAGUUCAAGGUUUAUCAGUACAAGUUUAUGUUUCUUAUACAUGUGUAUGAAUUGAUUUUGAAUAAGAGUGUCGCUUUAACGAGACUGCGUGGCGGUGGCUUGUUUUUUGCAGUCAGUGCAGCAAAUUGCAAUUUCAAUUUUGGAAAAUGAAUUUCAACGUGGACCUGUGUUGACAGCACUACACACAGAAAUCGUUGAGUGAUGUAAUGGUUCUGUGCACAGGGGACAGAAACAAAUUAUUUUCUUAUAUAUAUAUAUGAUGACAAUGAGUUGUUCAUGAAUAUAUGAUUACAAUGAGUUGUUCAUUAAUAUAUGAUGACAAUGAGUUGUUUACAUGUAUAUAUGAUGACAAUGAGUUGUUUAUGAAUAUAUGAUGACAAUGAGUUGUUCAUAAAUAUAUGAUGACAAUAAGUUGUUUACAUGUAUCUGUAGAUAUCAGUUAUUUUCAUGUACUUGACAACAUGAGUUGUUGACAUGAAACUGUAUGUAUGAGAGGCUUUUAAGUAAAUGACAAUAUGUUGUUCAUAAAUAUAUGAUGAAAAUAAGUUGUUAACAUGUACCUGUAGAUAUCAGUUAUUUUCAUGUACCUGAAAAUAUGAGCUGUUGACAUGAAACUGUAGGUAUGAGUGGCUUAUCAGUAAAUGACAAUGUGUUGUUCAUGAAUAUAUGUUGACAAUGAGUUGUUUACAUGUACCUGAAGAUAUCAGUUAUUUUCAUUACCUGAAAUAUGAGUUGUGGACAUGAAACUGUAGGUAUAAAUGGCUUAUCAGUUAAUCACAAUGUGUUGUUUGUAAAUAUAUGUUGACAAUGAGUUGUUUACAUGUACUUGUAGAUAUAAGUUCAUUUCAUGUACCUGAUGAUAUAACUUGUUGACAUGAAAUUGUACACAUAAGUUGCUAACAUGUAUAUGAAACAGAGUGUUGUUAAUUUAUAUAUGAUGACAAUGAGUUGUUGGCAUGCAUCGGCAUAUAUCAGAUAUUUUCAUGUACCAGACAAUAUGAGCUGUUGACAUUAAGUGGUAGAGAUGACUUGCUUACAUGUAAAUGAAAGUGUGUUUUGUUCAUAUGUAUAGGACGAAAAUGAGUUGUUGACAUACACCUGUAGGUAUCAGUAACGUUCAUGAACCUGACAAUAUCAGCUGUUGUCUUGUAGUUGUAGGUACAUGUAUGAGUUGCUUACAUGUAAAUGAAAGUGUGUGUUGUCCAUAUAUAUAUGACUAAAAGGAGUUGUUCACAUGUACAUGUAGAUAUCAAUUAUUUACAUGGAACUGCCAAUAUGAGUUGUCAAUAUACAGCUGACAAUAGGAGUUGUUAACAUACAGCUGUGAAAAUGAGUUGUGAACAUGAAUCAGACAUCAAAAAGUGUUCACAUAUAACUGACAAUAUCAGUUGUUCAUAUGUACAUGUCUGCACGAGGCUGUCAAUAUAAUUGUUCACAUUUGAGUUUUAAUGUGUAUGUCUUGAGAUGUUCAUUUAGAGCUGACGAUAGGAUUAAUUAACAUGUAGCUGUCUGUACGAGUUGUUCACAUGCAGUUGUCUGUAUGACUUUUUCAUCUUUAACUGUAUGUACGACUUGUUCAUCUGCAACUGUCUGCAUGAUUUGUUCACAUGUCCUGUAUGUAUUUACGUAACUGAGUUUUUCAUAUGUAUCUUUCUGUAUCAGUUGUGUACAUAUAGCUGUAUGUAUGAGUUGUUUCCAUGUAACCGCAUAUAUGGCUUCUCCAUAUUUAACUGUAUGCAUGAAUUCUUAAUAUUGAAUUAAAUGUAUGAGUUGUUUAUAUGUAGCUGUUUGUAUGAGUUGUUCACAUGCAGCUGUCUGUAUGACUUGUUCAUCUGUAACUGUAUGUACGACUUGUUCAUCCACAGCUGUCUGCAUGAUUUGUUCACAUGUAUCUGUAUGUAUGAGUUUUUCAUAUGUAUCUGUCUGUAUCAGUUGUUUACUUGUAGCUGUAUGUGUGAGUUGUUUCCAUGUAACUGCAUGUAUGGGUUCUUCAUAUAUAACUGUUUGUAUGAAUUCUUAUAAUUGAAUUAAAUGUAUGAGUUGUU
Molecule: messenger RNA, 5063 nt
Organism: Mya arenaria
Lineage: Eukaryota; Metazoa; Mollusca; Bivalvia; Myida; Myidae
Exons: 2
Coding region: 142-1137 (331 amino acids)
Source: RefSeq, a predicted model, not a curated record